This is a messenger RNA of Paramuricea clavata, 730 nucleotides long. The record is from the annotation of a GenBank genome assembly. NCBI's taxonomy places the organism in Eukaryota, Metazoa, Cnidaria, Anthozoa, Malacalcyonacea, Plexauridae.
GGGGCCCUUUCGCUGGAGCAAUGAAAGGAACACCUUACUUCUGCGUGAAGCUUACGUGUCUGAACCUUUCUUAUACAAGGCCGGAAGCAAAGAAGCAGGACAAAAGUGGACAUUAGUAGCCGACAAUCGUAAUUGUUUUGUUUUGUUUCAUGACAUGCCCCGAGAUCAGCGUAGUGUUCGAGAUCAAUUCAAUAAGAUAAUGGGAAACUACAAAAAAAAGAAGUCCAUGGAAGAAAAAGCUUCAGGUAUUACCCCAGACCCACCAACUGAAAACGAAGAAAUAUUAGAAGAGAUUAUCGAGAUGCUGGAGUCAACUCCAAUUAAGAAUCCAGCUGUUGACUCCCGAAAUGAAGAAAAAAAGAGAAAGGAAGCACUUGCUACCAGAGAAAUUGCAAUGACAACUUGGAAGAAGGCAGCAAAGCAUGGUGAGGAUGAGCAAGUUGAAGAUGAAGAAGACAGUGGUGAUGAAAAUCUGGGAGAGAAGCCUAAACCUGCAAGGAAAAGAAAAAGAAGUUGUACAGACCCCAUUCAAUAUUUAGUUCAGAAAACAACAAAUGAAAAUGAGCUGAGGAAAGAAGAGUUAGAAAUCAGAAGACAAGAACUACAACUUAAAGCUGAACAACAGAAGCAGCAAUUUCAGUUGCAACAACUACAGUUACAGCAAAUGAUGGAAACACAAAAAAACACACAAAAUUUAUUUGUUACUGUCAUUGAGAAACUAUCAAAGUGA